Molecule: messenger RNA, 570 nt
Organism: Vicia villosa (hairy vetch)
Lineage: Eukaryota; Viridiplantae; Streptophyta; Magnoliopsida; Fabales; Fabaceae
Exons: 2
Coding region: 1-570 (189 amino acids)
Source: RefSeq, a predicted model, not a curated record
AUGGGUUUCGGAAAAAAGUGGAUAAAGUGGAUGGAGGCUACUAUAUUUUCUAGUAACAUGUUCGUUUUGGUUAAUGGUAGCACUACCAACGAAUUUAAAGUCGAGAAGGGUCUUCGCCAAGGGGAUCCCCUUUCUCCCUUUUUAUUCGUUUUGGUGACAGAGGUGUUAACGGCAUUAAUGAGAAAAGCAAUCGCAAUAGGAGAAUUUCAAGCUUUUAAAAUUAAUGGGGAAGAGGAAAUUAGUAUGCUUCAAUUUGCGGACGACACAAUAUUAAUAGGAGAGGGUGAUUUAUCUAAUUUGUGGAGCAUGAAAGCAAUUCUUCGUGGUUUUGAGUUAAUGUCGGGGUUGCGGAUAAACUUUCGUAAGAGCAAAUUGUACGGUGCUCUAAUGUGUAAUCUUGGAGAUGGUAGAGACAUACCAUUUUGGUAUGCUUGCUGGGCGGAUCCACAGCCGUUGAUGAUUCUCUUUCCGGAUCUUUUCGCGAUAGCAAGAGAUGAUGCAAUUUCUGUGACUGAUUCUGGACGGCCAACUGCAACCGGCUGGCAGUGGUGGACGGACUGCUUUCUUUAG